Closterium sp. Yama58-4 is the source of this 6174-nucleotide messenger RNA. Lineage: Eukaryota; Viridiplantae; Streptophyta; Zygnematophyceae; Desmidiales; Closteriaceae. The record is from the annotation of a GenBank genome assembly.
AUGGCGCUGGAUUCUAUCCUCGCUAGAGUUAUCACCCUCCUCCCGUUGCAGCCGAUCCAUCCAGAUGCCGUCCGAGCGAGCAUCCUCAACGGUUCAGUGCACCUGUCCGAAGCCCUGGCCUGUCCAGAUUCAUUGAAUCGGGAGUGGCUGGGGGAGGAUAGUUCCCUGCGUGUGUCCUCCGCGCGUGUUGGGUCGGUGAGGCUGGAAAUUCGGCUGCUGGGCUCGGCACAUGUCAGGUUGAUCGUCAACGGCCUUCAUGUCUCCCUAGAGCCGAGGCCCAUUUGCAAGACACAGGUAGAUGGCAGGAAAGCGCUUGAGCAGCAGAAAGCGCCAGUGGUGGGUGCGGAGAAGGCAGAGGAUGUGGAAUCCAGUGGGGACGUAUCAAUGGAUCAGCAGGUCGCUCUACUGGACCCUGAGGGAGCGAGCCUCCACGAGGCCAUCAAGCGCCACGUGGCGCAACGCCAUUCGCCCUUCUCGUUCUCCCAGUGGCUGGGCCAACAGCUGGCGUCGUGGGUGCGUGUGGAGCUCCACGACGUGACAGGAGGCAGUCGGCAGACGGUGAGGCCGUCCCAGGUGGUUGGGCAGGCGCAGGGACGGCAGUUGAUGGGGUGGGCGUUGGGGUUGAGGUGGGCGCAGGGAGAGAAGCUAGUGGAAGGAAGGCAGACGGACACAGCACAUGGGGGGAUGGAGGUGCGAGUGGAAACCGUAGCAGCGGAGCCAGUGGGGUUACAGCUACCCGAUGCGACUGGUAUGGGAAAUCUGUUGCAGCCGCGGCUGUUGCCCUUGACACAGCAGAGGAGUCUCUCCUCUAAGGGCAAUUUCUGGAAGCCGCUGGUGCAGACUCGGUGGGUGGAAACAGCAGCAGCAGCAGCAGCAGCAGCAGAAGACGGCGCAUUGCAGGGAACUGCAGCAGAGGCAGCGUUUUUGGGGAGCACUGCGGGCACAGCAGAAGCAGCAGCAGCCGCCGCCACCGCAGCAGCAGCAGGUCUAUCACACCAGUUGAAGGCCUGGGAGGGCUCUUUACAGCAGUCUGUGCUGCUGGGCUGGGCUUUGGGUUUUGCCACCCUGGUCUGCCUCCUGGCGUUUCACCUGAUGCGUGCUGCCAGGGACACAGCUGCUCGCGCUGAGGCCGCAGCUAGGUGGGUGAAGGCGGGUGCAGAGCGGUUGAGAGCGGUGGCAGUGUGGGUGGUAGCAGCAGCUGUGUGGGUGGGGAAAACGGUGAGGUUGAUCGUGGGUGUGAGUCUGGGGGGUGGUAGAGGAGGGGAGGUUUGGAGGGAGGGUGGGUUGGAGCAGCGGUGGGAGGUGGGUGGGCUGGCGCUGUGGCUUGAAAGGGAGCAGGGAGCGGAGAUGGGUUGGGAUGGGUUAGAGGGAGGCAGAAGCGGUGGGUGGGAGGUACAGGCAGCUGGGUUCGAUGUGGUGGUGGGGCUGGUGGGAGCGGUGGGACCAGUAGGAGCAGUAGGAGCAUGUGGAGCAGAGCGCGCGGUGAUGCCUCCUGUGGUCCUUGACUCUAGUGCACGCGGAUACCGUGAUGCUGCUAGUGGCGUCCCUUUUGGUGAUGCUGAUGAGGGGGGUUGGGGCCAUGCAGACGCACUGCAUGUGUCGGUGUCAGGAGUGCGGGCAGGCAUGCUGUCGCUGUUAUCAGGAGGCUUCCAGUGCGGUGCUGAGGUGUAUGCAGUGCACGGAUGCUUGUGCGGUGCUGCACAUGUGUGCGCUGCUCCUGCUUCACACAUGGGCAGUGCCCCACACGUGUGCGCUGCAUCACACAUGGGCACUGCUCCACAUGCAUCCCAUUGCUCUGACUCACAUGAGAGUACGGCGCCGUUCCUAAGCCUGUCUGCUCGGAAAGGUCUGAGAGCAGCGGUUACUGAGAAGAAGAAGAACGUUGGUGAUAAUGAGGAGGGUGGAGGGGGGGCAGGCACAGGGGCUGAUUCAACCACGGAGGAGAAGCCAGGAAGCUUGGUGUCCCAAUUGGUUCGCCGCAUCCUACUCACCCCCCUGCCUCGCUUCCUGCACCUGCGUCAGUCUAAUGAAGACAAAUCUUCCAGAGUUGGGACUGAAGCAGAAGCACCGGAAGCAGCAACCGGAUCAAGCAAUAGUACCAGCAAACCUGGUGCUUUUGAGAACACUGGAAAUGGAAAUGUGGCCAAUCAGGAGCCGUUUUUGUUGUUCCAGAUGGCGGCCCCUGCUCUCGCCUCCACCAGGCCCGACAGGCCGGUGCAGGUCCACGUGGCAGUAGGUGAUUCGCUCGUGGCUGUGAGUCCAGAUCUGAUUGGCGCAUUUGUGGCGUUGAGAAAGCUACUGGGGCAGGUGUCAGAUGUGGCUAGUAGCAAAGGGAGUGGCUGCGAGGGGAGCAGCAGUAAGGGAAGCAGCAAUGAGGGGAGUGCAGAAAAGGAUACAAGCAAGGGUAGGGAGAGGAGAAGCAGAGGAAGCAGUAUAGGCCCAGUGGAAGGCAAAGAUUUAAUUUGUGUGAAGCACCCGACUAGUGAUGAUCUUCCCAUGACUGCUGCACAUCGUAGGAAUGACAGACACAACACCCAUGGGAUUCGUACUGACGGGCACAACAGGCAACCCACUCCCACAACAGGCUGUGACCAUCCCAGCAGCUUGGACAGCCUGUUUGCAGCUCUGCGGUUGGGACUAGAUGGACUGAUUCCCGGUGCGUCGUGGUGUGUGGACGCGACAAGUGGCGGGCUGUGGUUGGCGGUUGGAGUUCAGGCUGACGUGGCAGCGGCGGCGGCAGCUGCUGCUGUUUCUGGUGUGACUUGCAGCGGCAGCAAGGAAGCAAGCACUGGUGGCUGGCCUGGGAUGUCUGGUGGUGGCUUCCCUCUAGGGGGGAAAGGUGUGUCAGGUGUGAGAGGGGGUGCAGAUGCAGAUGCAGAGGCUUCCAGAGAGGGGGUGUUUCCGACCACCAGGGCUGUGCCGAAACCGCCGUACAACUUGUGUAGGGGUCCCAUUGGUAACUUCGGCAAUAGCCCUACAGGAGUCACUCAUGCAGGGCAAGCGGAAAGAAGGGGUCAUGUGCAAGAAGAGGAGGAAGUGCCGGCAUAUAGCGGCGGAGAGGGGAAGAGAGGGAGGGGAGAGGGGAGGAGGAUUCGGAGAGGAGACUCCAGAGAGGAGGGGGAUAUGCGGAGUGGUAAAGGAGCUGUAUUGGAAGAGGAGGAGGGUGGAAAGAGGAGCGUGAUUUGGGAAAGGUUGGAGCAGGCUGUUUGGAACGGACGGCCGAGAUCAGCCCGCAGCGGGGGAGAGUGCAAUCUAACGGUGGGAGAUUGUGGUAAACAAGGGGGUGAUGCGGCAGUGGGGUAUGGGGCAGUGGACGUGCACCAGGUGUGGCACAAUAGUGAUGCGACUAUAACGGGGCUCAGCAUCCAGGCAGUGGGUGUGCGUAUAGAAAGGGAUGAGGUGGGAGAUGGUGAGAUUGAUAGGAUGUAUUUGCAUAGGGCGGUGCUGGCUCCGACCCAACUCAGUGUGCUUGCCUCUCUGUACCGAUGUGAGACCACCACUUUAAUCACAACGGAUACAAUCACAUCUGCGGCGGCUCUGAUCCGCGUCCCUGUGGUAGCUGCUUCGGUGCCAGCUACCAUCGUCCACGCACUUCCACAGGUGUUACAAGCCAUUCUCAAUGCCAUGCCUGCUACUGACACGUCUAAGCAUACCACCACAACUAGCAGCAGGGCAACACAGCCCACAGCAGCAGCAGCAGCUGUACAUACGGCAAGCGCUGUAAAUAUGGCUCCCACUAGGAUUCUUCCAGACGUGCUGAGCUGUCCUCUGACACGUGGCACAGUGGAGGAGGAAAGGGGAGCAGAAGGGGACGAUGCUAUCGAGGGGCAGGAAAGGGAGGAGAGGAAGGAGGGGCAGGAGAGGCAGGAGGGGGUUGAGAGAAAUACUUCAUGGGUCGGGGGAAGGAAGAAAAUGGAGAGAAAUGACUUGUGGGAUGUGGGGCACGUGAGGGCAGAGAGGGGGGGGUUGGAUGAGGAAUUGCCGUUCAGCAGGAGUAGUAGCGUGCAGAUGAGAGGUAAGUGGGGUGCUCUGGAGAGUGGUAGGGAGGGGUUUAGGAGGAUUAGAAGCUUAGCCAGUGAGCUGCAAGGGAGUGGGGGAAAAGGAGGGAAGGGCUUGGGUAGAGAAGAAGGGGCGAUAGCAGGUACCAGCACCGACAGUGCGGGAAGAAGUGGGUUUGAGUGGGAUGGGAAGCGGUGGGGGGAAGGAGUGGGAAGCAGUCGAGGUGUGCGUCCGUGGAUGGUGCGGGGGCGAGGGCUUGUGGGAGGGCUUGGGGAGGUGGUGGGGGGAAGGAGAGACAGGGUAGAGAGGCCGUGGGUGGCGAAUGACGAGGUGGAUGAUGGAGUGAAGAGCGGUGAUGAGGAGUGGAGAGGUGAGAGAGAGGACCAUGGAGAACGGGAUGAUAGGGAUGAUGGUGGGGAUGUGGGGAAUGAUGAGAAUGAUGAGUGUGGGGACGGGGAGGAUGGGGAGCAUGGGGCAGGCAGUGUGGGAGCCGUUACAAAGCAGGGGAAUCAGAGAAGGGAGCAGCAGGUGGCAGCAGCAGAGGCGCGGAGUUUCAGUCUAGACGUGCUAGUGAGCGAUGACAGCGCAGAGCAGCAGGUGCUGCUGGGACUCGCGCCUCUGCUGCUCUCCUGCCAUUCUGAUGCACCUGGUGUGAUCCGGCAGGUGCUGCGGCUGGUGAAACAGCAGGAGAAGCAGCAUGGGAAGCGGGAACCGAGGAGUGGUGGCAGGGAGGGGCGGGGUAGUGGUGGCUGGGAUGGGAGGGGGAGUGGUGGAAGGAAGGGUGGGGGCAGCGGUGGAAGGAAGGGGAGGGGCAGCGGAGGUGAAUUGUUGUUUGCAGCGCUGCCUGUGCUGCGAGGGCCAGUGGACACAGUCUGUAUGGACCAUUUCUCUGCUCGAGUGGCGCAGUCAAAUGAACAAGGGGGUGGAGGAAGUGACGCGGCUGAUAUAGAUGCGGAUAGCAGCAUUCUGCCAGGACUUUCUGCUCGCCUGAGGCUGCAGCAGAGAUUCGUUCCUGGCUCUGACAGUGGUGUGGGCGGUGGUGGCAAUGGGGCGAUGCACAUUGGUCCGGCUAGAAAGUGGUGGGAUGCGGUGGAGGGGGGUGUGGAUGUGCAGGGAGCUGAUGUGGCAGUCACAGUGGCAGAGAUUCAGAUGCUGCUGUCGCUCCUCUCCUCCAUCUCGCCAUCACCACCAGCAGCAGCAGCGGUGGCAGAAGCUCAAACCUCUGAGUCGUUACCCACCUUCCAGCCAACCCGCCGUGCCGCCCCCACUGCUCCUGCCACUGGCAGGGCAGGUGGUGGAGACAGGAAUGGUGUCGCAACAGCAGCUGCUGCUGCUGGUGUCGUUGCUGGUAGUGCUGGGUCACUUGUGAAUCUUCAGCAAGGUUCACUGGUGGCCAUCCGGGACCUCGACACGCGCCAGUACCUCACAGUCGAAGACUCACCCUCCCUUCCAGGAAGCUUCCGGCUGUCGUCUGUGGCGCACUACAGUCUCGCUUCGAGCGACCGGGCGGUGUUUCUUGUCCAUUUCCCGGAGAGCCGCGGGUGGCCCCGAGAUGGGAAGAGUGCCGUUUCCCGCUGGUUCUGCCUUCAGUCUCCUUACACUGCUGAUGUUACAGGCACGGGGGCAGGGGCCGAGGCAGAGACUAGCACAGGUGCGGCAGGCACAGAUAGAGACACCAGGUCUGGCGAGGAUACAGACAGGGCUCUGGUGAGAAGCUCUGACAGGAGCGGCCUCUCAGGCAUGCCACGUGGUGCACAGGCUCCUGUUCGCCGGCCGCUGUGCGUGCACUACGAGCCGAACUCGCCCGGUGGGCGCAUUGCGGUGCAGAACGGUAAUGAGGGGUCGUGGGAGCAGUGGCGGCUGGUGGCAGAGGUAUCCUUGAAUUCCCCUCCUUUUCUUUCCUCCUUCCCUGCCCUGCGCAACCCGAUCAGGACCAGCCUCCUCACGUCAAGCCCAAUGGACCUCUUCUGGCGCUCCCGUGCACUCUGUACCCCUUAUAAGCCCGAAACACUGGCGCUGUUGAGGGUGCAGCAGGUGCGAGUGGUGGUGGAGGAGGAGUCUCUAGACGCAUUGCUGCUGCUGGUGGGACUGCUGGGACUGGCAGGCCCGUAUACUGUGCGCCACUCACCCAUCCUCGCCAACCGAUGCAUGGUAAGUACGGGGUUUGGGAUUUAG